CUGAGGAACUCCAGCAGGUUAACGGGUUUGUGUGGUCCGGCUGCAGACGCCAUGAGUCUGGACGAAGACGCCCGUUGGCUGGAAUGGGUGACCAGGCAGUUUGAGAGCAUCGCCGGAGACGACAAAGAGAUCGACCUGGACGAGUUCAAGACGGCGCUGAAGGUGAAAGAGUCUUUCUUCGCCGAGCGUUUCUUCGCUCUGUUCGACUCUGACGGCAGCAGCUCCAUCAGCCUGGACGAGCUGCUCAAGGCUCUGGACCUGCUCAUCCACGGCAGCGAGACCGACAAGCUGCACUUCCUGUUCCAGGUCUACGACGUGGACGGAAGCGGCUCCAUCGACCCCGACGAGCUCCGCACGGUGCUGAAGUCCUGUCUGCGUGAGAGCGCCAUCUCUCUGCCGGAGGAGAAGCUGGACGACCUGACGCUGGCGCUGUUCGAGUCGGCUGAUAAAGACAACAGCGGCGCCAUCACCUUCGAGGAGCUCAAGGCCGAGUUGGAGACCUUCCCAGAGGUGAUGGAGAACCUCACUAUCAGCGCCGCUAACUGGCUGAAGCCUCCAGAUGUGGACCAGAAGAAGCGCCAGACCCCCCGGUACCUGACCCGGGCCUACUGGCACAACAACAGCCGGAAGCUCCUGUUCCUGGUGGGCUACGCUCUGCUCAGCCUGGCGCUAUUCGUCGGCGCCGUCCUCCAGAACCGACACGGAGGCGCCUGGUUCAUGGUCGCCAAGGGGUGUGGCCAGUGCCUCAACUUCAACUGCACCUUCGUGGUGGUGCUGAUGCUGCGUCGCUGUCUAACCUGGCUCAGGGCCACCUGGGUCCUCAGAGUCCUACCGCUGGACCAGAACAUCCUGCUACAUCAGAUGGUCGGCUACGCCAUCCUCUGCUUCACCCUGGUCCACACCACCGCCCACGUCUUCAACUUCGUCCAGAUGUCGGAGGCUGGGGAGUUCAGCCUGUGGGAGUACCUGCUGACCACGCGGCCGCGGAUCGGUUGGGUGAAGGGGACAGCGUCUCUGACCGGCGUCUUCCUCCAGCUGGUCAUCUGCCUCAUGGUGCUCUGCUCCAGCACCUUCGUACGACGCAGCGGGCACUUUGAGGUGUUCUACUGGUCCCAUCUGUCCUAUGUGUGGGUCUGGUCUCUGCUGAUGAUUCACUGUGCAAACUUCUGGAAGUGGUUCUUGGUCCCUGGUCUGGUCUUUCUGCUGGAGAAGAUUGUGGGGAUCGCGGUGUCUCGUAUGGGAGGUCUUUACAUCGUGGAGGUCAACCUGCUGCCGUCCAAGGUCACUCAUCUGGUCAUCAAACGUCCUCAGUUCUUUCACUUCAAACCUGGAGACUACGUCUACAUCAACAUCCCAGUGAUCGCCAAGUACGAGUGGCACCCCUUCACCAUCAGCAGCGCCCCCGAGCAGUCAGAUUCUCUGUGGCUGCACAUCCGGUCCAUGGGCCAGUGGACCAACCGGCUCUAUGAGUACUUCAGGGAACCGGAGAACCAGGAGCUCAGCCCCCAGAGGCUGGCCACCAGCCUGAGGAGGCGCAGACAGGAGCUGAAGGAGGAGAUGUUCAGCUCGGACGAGUGUAACGGGGCCGUGGCGUCUAACGAGGACGACGCCGUGGAGCUGACCAUGUACCGUCAGAGUGGGCUGGGCUCCCAGGUCCAGACGGCCCCUGAUGAACAGGGACCAGCAGAGAGAGGAGAGGCCCCCCCACUCAAAGAGAAUUCUGCCAAGUUUGGAGAGAAUCACCGAUUCUGUAACAUCAGGUGUUACGUGGACGGACCGUACGGGACGCCGACGCGUCAGAUCUUUGCCUCAGAACACGCCGUCCUCAUCGGGGCCGGAAUCGGGAUCACGCCGUUCGCCUCCAUCCUGCAGAGCAUCAUGUACCGGUACCGUCGCAGGAAGCAGAACUGUCCCAGCUGCAACUACUCGUGGUGCGAGAACAUUAAAGACAGCGACAUGAAGCUACGCAAAGUCGACUUCAUCUGGAUCAACAGAGACCAGAAAUCCUUCGAGUGGUUCGUUAGUUUACUGACAAAACUGGAGAUGGACCAAGCUGACGAGGAACCAGAGGGUCGUUUCCUGGAGAUGCACAUGUACAUGACGUCAGCUCUCAGUAAGAACGACAUGAAGGCCAUCGGCCUGCAGAUGGCGCUAGACCUCCUGGCCAAGAAGGAGAAGAGAGACUCCAUCACCGGCCUGAGGACCAGAACCCAACCGGGACGCCCUGAGUGGGCCAAGGUGUUUCAGAAAGUGUCGGAGGAGAACAAAGGAAAGGUUCACGUGUUUUACUGUGGAUCUCCAGCUCUGGCCAAAGUCAUCAAAGCUCAGUGUGAACACUUCGGCUUCAACUUCUACAAAGAAAACUUCUGAGGAUUCAACCACAACCUCCACACCUUCAACAUCAACACUCACCUCGUCUCACCUGGUCUGGCCUCACCUGGUCUGGCCUCACCUGGUCUGGUCUCACCUCGUCUCACCUGGUCUGGCCUCACCUGGUCUGGCCUCACCUG
Messenger RNA from Mugil cephalus (flathead mullet), 2510 nucleotides. It is a transcript of the gene nox5, whose product is annotated as NADPH oxidase, EF-hand calcium binding domain 5. The coding region runs from base 52 to 2370 and encodes 772 amino acids. The record is from RefSeq and is a predicted model, not a curated record. Gene Ontology annotation, biological process: superoxide anion generation; defense response. Gene Ontology annotation, cellular component: plasma membrane; NADPH oxidase complex. NCBI's taxonomy places the organism in Eukaryota, Metazoa, Chordata, Actinopteri, Mugiliformes, Mugilidae. Gene Ontology annotation, molecular function: superoxide-generating NAD(P)H oxidase activity; calcium ion binding. The transcript has 16 exons.